Messenger RNA from Wallemia ichthyophaga EXF-994, 1047 nucleotides. RefSeq lists its product as uncharacterized. The coding region runs from base 1 to 1047 and encodes 348 amino acids. The transcript has a single exon. NCBI's taxonomy places the organism in Eukaryota, Fungi, Basidiomycota, Wallemiomycetes, Wallemiales, Wallemiaceae. The record is from RefSeq and is a predicted model, not a curated record.
AUGAGAUUAGCCACACGGAUUAGAUUGAUGAGGUCAUUUAAAUUCAAUGGCUGCACUGGCUGUACUGGCAGGAGGGGAUUUGCGCAGGCUAUUGACGGAUAUCGCAUUCCAUCGCAGCGCACUUGGAAGGAGGAGAUACAUUCAGCGCUACAGGCACACAAGGCACACUCCGCACACUCCGCACACUCAAACUGCACGCCACUCGCCGCUCUUCUCGCACAGCUCCAUCGCCGCCAACUGAGAGAUCUCCGCGUCGGCCUCAGUUACGAGAGCACACCGGAGAGCGGCCGAGCAGUGCGCACGACACAGACGCCCACCAACGAGGUCCUCCUCGUCGCCCACGCAGCCCCGCCAAACCGUUUGUCUCUCUCUGGCGGUUUCGCGGUGGCCUGCAACGGCGAUGACGAGCAGCCGCUGGUUGUGAGCUGCGUGCACACUCUGAGUGGUGGUAUCGGGAGUGUGAGCCUGAGUGAGCCAAAUAGCGCAAGUGCUCGCGCGAAUGGAAACGGAAACGACAGCGCCACUCUCCUGAUAAGCUGCGCGGGGGGGAGGAUAACGGACAUACGAUACGCAGAGGCAGUGCACUCGAGCCAGCCCCAGAGCGAUCUCGUCUACUACAAGCCCUCUGCGAGUAUUAUUGGAGGCGUAUCCGGCGUAUCCGGCGUAUCCAGCGCACACAGCGCACCGCUGCGAACACUCCCCAUCAACCCCUACCCGCCCCCGCCAGGGACAGAGGUGGCGGUGUGGAGGCCUCCGGCGACGCCCGGAGACACACCCGCGUGGACACACGGCUCUAUCCACCGCUAUACCACGCCCAACGGAAAAAUGGCACAGGCUGGCACGUACGACCACCUCGCGAAUGUCGAAAUCGACGGCGUACUGCCAGAACUAGGUGCUAGCGGAUCGCCUGUGGUGGAGCGAGAGUCUGGGGCAGUGUGCGCUGUCGUUAGAGGAUCCGUGGGUGGAUUGAGCGGGGCUAAAACUUGGGGUACGCCUGCAGAACAUCUGUGGGAGUGCUUUGACCUCCCUGGGAUGCCAGUGGGAUGA